Pleurotus ostreatus (oyster mushroom) is the source of this 1491-nucleotide messenger RNA. RefSeq lists its product as uncharacterized. The record is from RefSeq and is a predicted model, not a curated record. The transcript has 11 exons. The coding region runs from base 1 to 1491 and encodes 496 amino acids. Gene Ontology annotation, molecular function: oxidoreductase activity, acting on paired donors, with incorporation or reduction of molecular oxygen; iron ion binding; monooxygenase activity. NCBI's taxonomy places the organism in Eukaryota, Fungi, Basidiomycota, Agaricomycetes, Agaricales, Pleurotaceae.
AUGGGAGAUUCAAUCAUCGGCCGCUGUGCAUUCUUAGGUGCACUUUGCUGUGCUAUCGCUGGUGUCCAUUUCGUUUCCAAGAAGCGCAGCCACCCACUUCCACCUGGUCCUCCCGCCGGUUCAAUGUUGUUAGGUCACUACGGACAAAUGCCCUGGGGUAGCCCAGUAACGGUCUUCCGCGAAUGGGCUAAGAAAUAUGGUGAUGUUGUAUAUGUGCGUUGCUUCGGCCAGCCGUAUAUCGUUCUGGAUAGUGCUGAAGCGGCUACUGAGCUCUUGGAGAAGCAAAGCGCAAUAUUCAGUAGCAGGCCAAAUACGAUGGUCUAUAAGCUGAUGGGUUGGGAUCCCGACGUCGUCUUUCUCCCGUACGGACCACAGUUUCGGAAACAAAGGAAAAUAUUCCAGACGAGCUUUUCCCCCCAAGCCUGCGUCGAGUUUCAGCCCAUGCAACUACAGAAUGCACAUAUCUUAGCACAUGGAUUAAUGGAAAACCAAGGAGAUCCGGUGCAACUGUUGAACAGAUUUACCAUAGCGGCAGCAAUAGGGAUCGCGUAUGGUCACCAGAUAAUGUCGGCGGAUGAUGAGUAUAUCAAGAUAAUCCAAGAUAGCGCUACUGCGUUGAGCCAUGGCGGGAUGCCGGCAGGGACCCUCGUCGACUACUUCCCAGUUCUACAAUACUUUCCUUCGUGGUUUCCUGGGACACAUUACGUCAAUGUGGCUCGAGAGUGGAAAUGGGCGGUUCGGAAGAUGAUAGAAUGGCCGUACGAAGUGGUUCUGAAGAACAUCGCCGCAGGAAGCGCUCGGCCAUGCUUCGUUGUCAAUCAGCUUGAGGCAGCAUGCAAAGAUGUGCUGACAUCAGAUGAGCAUGAGGAUAUACGUACAGCCGCUGCUGUUAUUUAUUCGGCCGGUUCCGACACUAUUUCCUUCACGCUGCAGAAAUUCUUCCUUGCUAUGUUACUCUAUCCCGAAGUACAGAAAAAAGGACAAGACGAAGUCGACCAAGUAGUUGGGGCGGACAGGCUCCCCUCCUUUGAAGAUCGCGACUCGCUGCCGUUCGUGAACUGCAUAAUACAAGAGCUGCUGAGAUGGCACCCGGUGGCCCCUCUAGCGGUCCCUCACUGUUCUACGGAAGAAUACGUGUACAAAGGAAUGCGGAUCCCAAAAGGAUCCUACGUGUUCCCGAAUACUGAGUCAAUGUCGCUGGAUGACACCGUGUAUAAAAAUCCUUCCGAAUUUGAUCCUUCGCGCUUUUUGCCUCCGUCCGAAGGCGGGAGGGGAGAACCUCAGUUCGAGCCCGCCUUUGGCUUUGGUAGAAGGGUGUGCCCGGGAAAGCACCUUGCGCUGGCAAACCUCUGGGCCGUCGUAAGUACAGUCCUCGCCACAUUGCAGAUAGAGAAGGCCAGGGACGAGACUGGCCGUGAAAUCACUCAAAGCGGCGAGUUCAAUAUUGGCUUCACGAGGUAUGUGGCAACUGGCAAGCGGAGGAGUUAUUGA